Molecule: messenger RNA, 1440 nt
Organism: Naumovozyma castellii
Lineage: Eukaryota; Fungi; Ascomycota; Saccharomycetes; Saccharomycetales; Saccharomycetaceae
Gene: LAT1
Product: dihydrolipoyllysine-residue acetyltransferase
Exons: 1
Coding region: 1-1440 (479 amino acids)
Source: RefSeq, a predicted model, not a curated record
AUGUCUGCCCUCCUAAGAGCCAUUCCAAGAUUUUCGAGCACCUCCCUAAGAUCUCAACUACGCACGCAAUUAAGAUUGCAAUUGACCGCUUCAUAUGCCUCGUAUCCCGCACAUACCAUAAUAGGUAUGCCAUCCCUAUCUCCCACUAUGACACAUGGUAACUUGGUUGCAUGGUCCAAGCAGGUGGGAGAUCAAUUGGCUCCAGGGGACGUCCUUGCGGAACUGGAAACUGAUAAGGCUCAAAUGGAUUUCGAAUUCCAAGAUGAUGGAUAUUUAGCCAAGAUCUUGGUCCCCGAGGGAACCAAAGAUGUUCCAAUUAAUAAACCAAUCGCAGUUUACGUGGAGGAUGCAGACGAUGUGGCCGCCUUUAAAGAUUUUAAAAUUGAAGAUUCAGCAGAUGCAGCAGCUACUACUACUACUACGGAAGUGAAAGAGGAAAAGCCACAACAACCUGAAAAGAUUAACGCUCAACAGCAACCAACUCAAAAAUCAAAAGAACAGAAAUCAUCGCCAGUCACUCAAGAAGAUACUACUGGAAGAAUUAUUGCUUCACCUUUGGCAAAGAAAAUAGCUUUGGAGAAUGGUGUAGCUUUAAAGGGUUUCAAGGGUUCUGGUCCACAUGGAAGAAUUGUUAAAGAUGACGUUCUAAAGUUAGUGGAACAACAAAAGAAAGCUGCAACCGCCACAGCAGCUUCACCAAAGGGACCUUCCUCAACUUCGGGUACUGGUAUUUCCUCGUAUGAAGAUGUUGAAAUUUCCAAUAUGAGAAAAAUUAUUGGUGAUCGUUUGCUACAAUCUACGCAGGGUAUCCCAUCUUACAUUAUUUCUUCUGAUAUUUCAGUAUCGAAACUACUAAAAUUAAGAAAAUCUUUGAAUUCAACAGCCAAGGACAAAUAUAAGUUAUCCAUAAAUGAUAUCUUAAUUAAAGCUGUCACUGUUGCCGCCAAGAGAGUUCCAGAUGCCAAUGCCUAUUGGAGACCAGAUGGACAAGAUAUUAUUAGGAAAUUCAAGAAUGUGGAUGUUUCAGUAGCAGUCGCUACACCAACAGGUUUACUAACCCCAAUUGUGAAAAAUGCCGACUCUAAGGGUUUAGUGACAAUUUCUAAUGAAGUGAAGGAAUUAGUGAAACGUGCAAAGAUAAAUAAAUUGGCUCCUGAAGAAUUUCAAGGUGGUACCAUCUGCAUAUCUAAUAUGGGUAUGAACGAUUCUAUUUCUAUGUUUACCUCGAUCAUUAAUCCACCUCAAUCCACUAUCCUAGCUAUUGGGACCGUUAAAAAAGUUGCUGUAGAAGAUGCCGGUGCUGAAAGUGGAUUCUGUUUUGACGAACAAAUGACAAUAACAGGAACAUUUGAUCAUAGAACCAUCGACGGUGCAAAAGGUGCAGAUUUUAUGAAGGAAUUGAAGACUGUCAUUGAAAAUCCUCUGGAAUUAUUAUUGUGA